CCCAGGCUGUAAUCGUCUGCUGCUCGCUACACACACACACACACACACUGCAAUGGAUCGGUUAGCUCUAAACUCCUCAAUGUCAUCUAGUUAACACAUUUUGCUGCAAGGUGGACAGGCCGGAGGCUGUUGCUAGCCGCUCCAGGCAGAAGCCAUGCAGCAAAAGAGAAACAUCCAAAUCAUAGAAUGGGAGGACUUGGACAAGCGCAAGUUCUACUCUUUUGGCGUCUUCAUGACUAUGACCAUCCGUGCUACAGUCUACCCUGCCAUGCUCAUUCGCACCAGGCUGCAGGUUCAGAAGGGAAAAUCACUUUACAGCGGCACCUACGAUGCCUUCCGGAAAAUCCUGCGAGCUGAGGGGGUUCGGGGUCUUUACCGCGGUUUCAUGGUGAACACCUUUACACUCAUAUCAGGACAGGCGUAUAUCACGACGUAUGAGCUGGUGAGGAAGUAUGUCUCCAAUUACUCCAAGGACAACACUGUAAAGUCGCUGGUGGCAGGAGGGUCAGCAUCGCUGGUUGCUCAGAGCAUCACGGUUCCCAUCGACGUGAUCUCUCAGCAGCUCAUGAUGCAGGGUGAAGGGCAGCAUCUGACUCGCUUUAAAGUCAAACCACAAGCAACAUCUGGAGCGAAGCACAGAGUGACUUUCGGCCAGACGAGAGACAUUAUAGCUCAGAUAUUUGCAGCAGACGGGUUUCGUGGGUUUUACAGAGGAUAUGUGGCGUCUCUUCUCACCUACAUCCCCAACAGCGCGGUCUGGUGGCCUUUUUACCACUUUUACGCUGAACAGCUCUCUAAAAUGGCGCCGAAUGACUGCCCGCAUUUACUACUGCAAGCAGUGGCUGGACCACUGGCAGGUGCCACUGCCUCCACCGUCACCAAUCCAAUGGAUGUAGUCCGAGCCAGGGUUCAGGUUGAAGGCAGAACAUCAGUCAUUGAGACUUUCAAGGAUCUGCUCAGAGAAGAAGGAUCCUGGGGGAUGACCAAGGGUCUCUCUGCCCGCAUCAUAUCCUCCACUCCUACAGCAAUAGUCAUGGUCGUCGGCUACGAAACCCUAAAAAAACUGAGCCUCCGGCCAGAGCUGGUCGAUUCCAGACACUGGUAAAAGGAGCUGUUGUGUCUUAGCCGUCUCAUCAGCGACUUCCUCUGUCCACAUCAUUCAUUUCAGCUUGGGUCUUUUAACCAUGUUGCCUCAUGGCUUUUCACUGUGUCUUUGAUAUAAUUUUAUAAUUGAUGGUAACGGGAAUGCUUAAUUUGUCAUUACUGUCAGAGAGAUGUUUUAAAUGGGAAAUGCUGCUCAGGUCUAUGAGCAACUCUUCUCACUAGAAAAUUUUAAAAUAUUUUAUUGGAUAGAGGGAAAGUUUUAUUGUGUAAUAAUUUAUUUUUUGUUACAAGCUAGAUAUCUAAAGUUUUUGAUUUCAGUGGGGAAAUUUUUAUUUCAGGAUUAUUGUAAGUGGUACAUGUCCUUUGCCAGUUUGUGUUAAGUACUGCACUGGAUAUUGCUCCAUCUGACAUUUCUUUAACAUUCUUGUUUCUAAUCAAGUGUCAUUAAAUUAAUUCUAAAAGAAAAAGCAUAUUGUUUGAGUGUAAGAUACGUGUACUGCUCUCAGAAUGCACAAUAUGUGUAUACACAUACACAAACCUAUAAUUUGUCAGAACUUUCCUGUCAGUGUCACUCAGUUUUGAUUAUUUUACAUUUAGCAAAAGUAGCUUCUUCAAAAGAAACUUCUGUCCAGAGGGAUUUUAGUGCAAGACAGAGUUCGGUCCAGAUAUGCCGCUGAGGAGCUAAGGGUCUAGGGUUCUGCAGGGAUAUUUACAUUUGUACAUUUGUAUGCAUUUGGCAGGCUCAUAGGAUAACUCUUUUCAGCUCAUGGGACAAACCAAGUAAUUCGAGUAGAACUUUAACUGUGGCACUACUAUAGGGAGUACUAGAGCACUUAACCACAACAUAACUUCUGGAAAAUUAAUGGUCAGAACUUCUCUAAAAGCACAUAUCAAAGAUUAAGUUUUUGGUUUGUCGUAGCAAUUCACUAAAUAUCCAGCAGAUGGCAGACAAACCGCAUUUACUGUAGGAAUUGUACUUAAUACCAAUUGCAAUCCAGUCUCUUCUUAUUGCAUGCUUAAUACAGCAGUAAUAGAAUAUAAUUAUCCUUGUGCAACACAUUAAACCUUUAUUAAAAAUUUUAAAUUCA
Messenger RNA from Clarias gariepinus (North African catfish), 2192 nucleotides. It is a transcript of the gene slc25a44b, whose product is annotated as solute carrier family 25 member 44b. Gene Ontology annotation, biological process: branched-chain amino acid catabolic process. Gene Ontology annotation, molecular function: branched-chain amino acid transmembrane transporter activity. The transcript has 4 exons. Gene Ontology annotation, cellular component: mitochondrion. The record is from RefSeq and is a predicted model, not a curated record. NCBI's taxonomy places the organism in Eukaryota, Metazoa, Chordata, Actinopteri, Siluriformes, Clariidae. The coding region runs from base 155 to 1105 and encodes 316 amino acids.